CCGGCCGCCGACUCCUCCUCUUCCGGCGCGUCACUUUUGGGUUUUGUUUCCCGCCAAAAAAACCCCGCGUAAUGGCCGACGUCUUCUCACGCGCCGUGGCCCACAAAGUGAGCCGGGCGCGAUGGCGCCCCGCGACCCCCGGCUCCCUCGCGGCGCCCGCGGAAUUCGCCACGGGCAGCUGGGACGCGCAGCACGAGAACAAGGUUUGCCUCUGGUCACUGUCGGAGGAGGUGGCCGGGGAGCCCAGAGCCGUGUGUGAGGCCAAGCACAGCGGUGACGUCAUGGACAUGCAGUUUUUGGAUCGGCAGAGCGUGAUAACGGCUUCGUCGGUGGGCUCGCUCGCAAUCCUGACGAUACCAGACGACGGCAAGACCCUCCGCGCGCCUCGCUGCUUACCCGUGCACCGGGGGGUCUGCACGUCCGUGUCGGCGCGGGGACAGCAAGCGGCCUCGGUGGGCGAGGACGGCCUCCUGGCCCUCGUGGACGUCGCCGUGGCGACGGUGCUGCGCCGCUACGGUGCCCGUGCCGUGCCGUGCCGGGGCGGUGGGGUUGACUGGGCGGACUGCACGUCCCUGCAUGCCGUGCGGCACGCCACCUCAUCGGGCGUCCUUGCCGUCAACUCGCUGGGCCAGCUGAAGCACUGGGACAUGCGCAGAGACGACCUGGAGCCCACCGCCAUCAUGGCCUCGCCGGGGUGCAGCUUGCCCCUGCUGUGCGUGUGCGUGCACCCCAGCCAGCCCCACGUCGUGGCGGUGGGUGGCGAAGACGGCACUCUGCAGCUGUGGGACGUGCGUCAGCGGCAAGCCCCCACCGCCCUGCUGCAGGGGCACACGGCCGAGAUGUGGGAGGUGCAGUUCCACCCGACGGCCCCCGAGAACCUCUUCACGUGCUCGCAGGACGGCUCCCUGUGGCACUGGAGGGUGAACGACGGCUUCUCAGGGCCAGUCGCUAGGCCCGGUGCUGUCCCCACGGCCCCUCCCGGGCCGGCCUCCCCCGGCUCCGUCUCGUCGGCCGUGGCGGCCCAGCCAGCUCGGCCCGGGCGGGCAGGGGGCGGCUGCGGCUGGCUGGGCCACCCGUCCACGUCGGGGCUGCUCAUCGACAGCCUCCUGCCGCCCGUGGGGGCCCCGCUCAACGGGCUGGACGCGGCGGGGACGCGGCUCGUGUGCGGCGGAGACACCGAGAAGGUUUACGUGUGCACCGGCAUCGCCGCUCACUGACGGGCGGCGGCGGCGGCGGCG
Petromyzon marinus (sea lamprey) is the source of this 1238-nucleotide messenger RNA. Lineage: Eukaryota; Metazoa; Chordata; Hyperoartia; Petromyzontiformes; Petromyzontidae. The record is from RefSeq and is a predicted model, not a curated record.